GUCCUCCAAGGUCCUCCAAGGUCCUCAAGUCCUCCAAGGUCCCCAAGGCCUCCCAACAACCCUCAGUCCUCCAAGGUCCUUAAGUCCUCCAACAACCCUCAGGCCUCCAACAACCCUCAGUCCUCCAACAACCCUCAGGCCUCCAAGGUCCUCCAAGGACCUUAAGUCCUCCAAGGUCACCACGUCCUCCAACAACCCUCAGUCCUCCAAGGUCCUCCAAGGUCCACAAGUCCUCCCAACAACCCUCAGUCCUCCAAGGUCCCUCAACAACCCUCAGUCCUCCAAGGUCCCCCAGUCCUCCAACAACCCCAGGUCCUCCAACAACCCCACGUCCUCCAAGAUCCUUAAGUCCUCCAAGGUCCCCAGGUCCUCCGACAACCCUCAGACCUCCAAGGACCCCAAGUCCUCCAACAACCCCAACUCCUCCAACAACCCCACAUCCUCCAAGGACCUUAAGUCCUCCAAGGUCACCAGGUCCUCCAACAACCCUCAGUCCUCCAAGGUCCUCCAAGGUCCUCAAGUCCUCCAAGGUCCACUAGUCCUCCCAACAACCCUCAGGCCUCCAAGGUCCUCCAAGGACCUUAAGUCCUCCAAGGUCACCACGUCCUCCAACAACCCCGAGGCCUUCAAGGUCCUUAAGUCCUCCGAGGUCAUCAAGGCCUCCCAACAACCCCAUGUCCUCCAACAGCCCUCAGGCCUCCAAGGUCCUUAAGUCCUCCAAGGUCUCCAGGUCCUCCAACAACCCCACGUCCUCCAAGGUCCUCCAAGGUCACCAAGGCCUCCCAACAACCCUCAGUCCUCCAAGGUCCCCCAGUCCUCCAACAACCCUCAGACCUCCAAGGUCCCCCAGUCCUCCAACAACCCCAAGUCCUCCAAGGGCCUUAAGUCCUCCAAGGUCACCAAGUCCUCCCAACAACCCCAAGUCCUCUAAGGUCCUUAAGUCCUCCAACAACCCCAGGUCCUCCAACAACCCCAUGUCCUCCAAGGACCCUCAGUCCUCCAAGGUCACCAGGUCCUCCAACAACCCUCAGUCCUCCAAGGUCCUCCAAGGUCCUCAAGUCCUCCAAGGUCCACUAGUCCUCCCAACAACCCGCAGUCCUCCAACAACCCUCAGGCCUCCAAGGUCCUCAAGUCCUCCAACAACCCCAGGUCCUCCAAGGUCCUCCAAGGACCUUAAGUCCUCCAAGGUCACCACGUCCUCCAACAACCCUCAGUCCUCCAAGGUCCACAAGUCCUCCCAACAACCCUCAGUCCUCCAAGGUCCCUCAACAACCCUCAGUCCUCCAAGGUCCUCCGAGGUCCACAAGUCCUCCAACAACCCUCAGUCCUCCAGCAACCCUCAGUCCUCCAACAACCCUCAGGCCUCCAAGGUCCCUCAACAACCCUCAGUCCUCCAAGGUCCUCCGAGGUCCACAAGUCCUCCAACAACCCUCAGUCCUCCAGCAACCCUCAGUCCUCCAACAACCCUCAGGCCUCCAACAACCCUCAGGCCUCCAAGGUCCUCCAAAGUCCUUAAGUCCUCCAAGGUCACCAAGUCCUCCAACAACCCUCAGGCCUCCAAGGUCCUCCAAGGUCACCAAGGCCUCCCAACAACCCUCAGUCCUGCAAGGUCCCCCAGUCCUCCAACAACCCACAGUCCUCCAACAACCCCACAUCCUCCAAGGACCUUAAGUCCUCCAAGGUCACCACGUCCUCCAACAACCCUCAGGUCUCCAAGGUCCUCCAAGGUCCUCAAGUCCUCCAAGGUCCACAAGUCCUCCCAACAACCCUCAGUCCUCCAAGGUCCCUCAACAACCCUCAGUCCUCCAAGGUCCCCCAGUCCUCCAACAACCCCAGGUCCUCCAACAACCCCACGUCCUCCAUGGUCCUUAAGUCCUACGAGGUCCACAAGUCCUCCAACAACCCUCAGUCCUCCAGCAACCCUCAGUCCUCCAACAACCCUCAGGCCUCCAAGGUCCUCAAGUCCUCCAACAACCCCAGGUCCUCCAAGGUCCUCCAAGGACCGUAAGUCCUCCAAGGUCACCACGUCCUCCAACAACCCUCAGUCCUCCAAGGUCCACAAGUCCUCCAACAACCCCAGGUCCUCCAAGGUCCUCCAAGGACCUUAAGUCCUCCAAGGUCACCAAGUCCUCUAACAACCCUCAGGCCUCCAAGGUCCUCCAAGGUCCACAAGUCCUCCAACAACCCCAAGUCCUCCAAGGUCCUCCAAGGACCUUAAGUCCUCCAAGGUCACCAAGUCCUCCCAGCAACCCUCAGUCCUCCAAGGUCCCCCAGUCCUCCAACAACCCCAAGUCCUCCAACAACCCUCAGUCCUCCAAGGUCCUUAAGUCCUCCGAGGUCCAGAAGUCCUCCAACAACCCUCAGUCCUCCAACAACCCUCAGGCCUCCAAGGUCCUCAAGUCCUCCAACAACCCUCAGGCCUCCAAGGUCCUCCAAGGUCCUCAAGUCCUCCAAGGUCCCCAGGUCCUCCGACAACCCUCAGUUCUCCAAGGUCCCCCAGUCCUCCAACAACCCCAAGUCCUCCAAGGUCACCAAGUCCUCUAGCAACCCCAGGUCCUCCAAGGUCCUCAAGUCCUCCAACAACCCCACGUUCUCCAAGGUCCUCCAAGGACCUUAAGUCCUCCAAGGUCACCACGUCCUCCAACAACCCUCAGACCUCCAAGGUCCUCAAGUCCUCCAACAACCCCAUGUCCUCCAAGAUACUUUAGUCCUCCAACAACCCCAAGUCCUCCAACAACCCCAAGUCCUCCAACGACCCCAAGUCCUCCAAGACCCCAAGUCCUUUGUGACCCCCAAGUCCUCCAAUGACCCCAAGUCCUCCAAGCUCCCAGGUCCUCCGAGCCCCCCAAGACCCCCCGAGCCCUCCGAGCCCCCCAAGCCCUCCGAGACCCCCAAGACCCCCAAGUCCUCCAAGGUCCUCCAUGACCCCCAAGUCCUCCAAGGUCCCCAAGUCCUCCAAGUUCCCAGGUCCUCCGAGCCCCCCAAGACCCCCCAAGCCCUCCGAGCCCCCCAAGCCCUCCGAGACCCCCAAGAUCCCCAAGUCCUCCAAGGUCCUCCGAGACCCCCAAGUCCUCCAACGACCCCAAGUCCUCCCAGGUCCUCCGAGCCCCCCAAGACCCCCCAAGCCCUCCGAGCCCCCCAAGCCCUUUGAGACCCCCAAGUCCUCCAAGGUCCUCCAAGACCCCCAAGUCCUCCAACGACCCCAAGUCCUCCAAGCUCCCAGGUCCUCCGAGCCCCCCAAGACCCUCCGAGCCCCCCAAGUCCUCUGAGACCCCCAAGUCCUCCAAGGUCCUCCAAGACCCCCAAGACCUCCGAGACCCCCAAGUCCUCCAAGGUCCCAGGUCCUCCGAGCCCCCCAAGACCCCCCAAGCCCUCCGAGCCCCCCAAGCCCUCCGAGACCCCCAAGUCCUCCAAGGUCCCAGGUCCUCCGAGCCUCCCAAGACCCCCCAAGCCCUCCGAGACCCUCAAGACCUCCAAGGUCCCCAAGUCCUCCACCAACCCCAAGACCUCCAAGUCCCCAAGUCCUCCAAGUUCCCAGGUCCUCCGAGCCCCCCAAGACCCCCCAAGCCCUCCGAGCCCCCCAAGCCCUCCGAGACCCCCAAGAUCCCCAAGUCCUCCAAGGUCCUCCGAGACCCCCAAGUCCUCCAACGACCCCAAGUCCU
Messenger RNA from Gallus gallus (chicken), 3662 nucleotides. RefSeq names its product proline-rich receptor-like protein kinase PERK10. The transcript has 2 exons. The record is from RefSeq and is a predicted model, not a curated record. Lineage: Eukaryota; Metazoa; Chordata; Aves; Galliformes; Phasianidae. Bases 675 to 2108 code for a protein of 477 amino acids.